ACACAAACACAAAAACCCUAGUGUUCCAGUAAAUGCCUUGAACCCCAGAGACAGAGGUCGUCGGCUCGUCGCUCUCUUCUUUCUGGGUCUGUAAAAUCUGUACAUACAGAAUCAGAAAUGGUGUGGUUUCAAUGCGAGGACUGUGGAGACAAUCUGAAGAAACCCAAGUUGCCCCACCACUUCAACACCUGCUCUGCUGGCAAGCUAUCAUGCAUCGAUUGUGGUGAGAUGUUUAGCAGAGAAACCGUUCAGGGUCACACCCAGUGUAUUACUGAAACGGAAAAAUAUGGUCCAAAGGGGCAAGUGAAAGCAUCGAAUGGGGGAGCCAAGCCCAAGAAGGAUUCGAAGCAGCCAGCUGAUUUAGAUAUUACUGUUGGGUUAUCUGAGCGCCCGCCGUGGUUUUGUAGUCUUUGCAACACUAAUGCGACCAGUAGGCAGUCACUGAUGCUCCAUGCUGAAGGAAAGAAGCACAGGGGAAAAGCUCGAGCUAUUCAUGCUGCCAAGCAAAAGGCUAUGCAGCCGGAAGAGUCUGCUCCAGAUACAAAACCCCAACCUGAGGAAACUCCAAAAGGAACAGAAGAACCUGCAUUGCAGGAAGCAUCAGGAAUUGAUGCUGUUGAUAAAAGUUCUGAAGCAGAGAAUGGGAAGCUGUCAAAGAAAAAGAGAAAGCUAGAAGAGUCCAAGAAUGAUGAAUCGAGAAAAAAGACCAAGGAUGCUACAUCUGGGGAAGUGGGCAAUGAGAAAGUGAUUCAGAACGGGAAAGCAGAAACAAAUGGAAAAGAGACCAAGUUGAAGAAAGAUAAGGAAGAUGAUGAGACAAAAAUUAAGUGGAAGAAGUUGAUUACAUCAACCUUAAAAUCGAAAGACGGAGUUCUGAAGAUGAGAAAACUGAAAAAACUUGUUCUAGAUGCUAUUGCGGAAUCUGGCAUAACAGAAGAUGAAGAAAGCCUGAGUACAAAUUUUGAGGAAAAGAUCAAUUCAAGUUCCAGAUUUAGAGUUGAGAACAAGUAUGUUCACUUGGUGGUGAAAGAUUAAACUACAGUUGGUAUCGGUGCAACUGAGAGUUGUAGCAUGAUGUUGCAUUGCUCGCCUUCUAUUGCCAUUUAAAUCCAAAAUGAAAUCCAGAUGGUCAGCUGGUCCUCUUGUUGUAUGCAGAGUUAGGAGUCUAGGAUUUGGAGGAGAUUAUGUUAUCUCGGACAUUUUAUCUGUUUAACAAGUUUUCAGAAGGAAUGUCAGUGUCAUUGUUGUAUUCUCAUAUUCAGAAUAGUCUCAUAACAGAACAUCCAUUCUUUAACUGCCUUUUUGGAGGUCUUCCUCUUUGGUAACGAAGGUUUCUUGUU
This is a messenger RNA of Fragaria vesca subsp. vesca, 1340 nucleotides long. RefSeq lists its product as uncharacterized. Gene Ontology annotation, biological process: rRNA processing; negative regulation of transcription by RNA polymerase II. Gene Ontology annotation, cellular component: nucleolus. The coding region runs from base 118 to 1035 and encodes 305 amino acids. Lineage: Eukaryota; Viridiplantae; Streptophyta; Magnoliopsida; Rosales; Rosaceae. The record is from RefSeq and is a predicted model, not a curated record. The transcript is spliced from 6 exons. Gene Ontology annotation, molecular function: zinc ion binding; DNA binding.